Molecule: messenger RNA, 3224 nt
Organism: Stegastes partitus (bicolor damselfish)
Lineage: Eukaryota; Metazoa; Chordata; Actinopteri; Pomacentridae
Gene: fnbp4
Product: formin binding protein 4
Exons: 17
Coding region: 29-2779 (916 amino acids)
Molecular function (GO): protein binding
Source: RefSeq, a predicted model, not a curated record
GGACUCGCAGACAGACAGAGAGGCAGAGAUGGGGAAGAAAAGUCGCAUCACGGGAGGAACGGUCGGUCGGAGGACGAUCCUACAGCUGUCUCCUCCCGGUAGUCGCGGCGGGAAUGCAGGAGAGAGAGAAGAAGCGGCUUCGGGAUCUGAUGAUGAACAAGAUGGAGACGGACACAGAUUUGUGAGACGCACAAACAUGAAGGCACCAGCAGUAAAGGCUACAGAGGGCCUGUCCUUGCUUGGAGCCUAUGAGGACAGUGAUGAAGAGGAUGCGGGAGAUCGAGCAACUGCAAAUUCCCAACACAACCAGUCAGCUGAUAUCGACAGCACAUUGGCCAAUUUCAUGGCGGAAAUCGAUGCCAUCACAACUCAGCCAAGUGCAGAUGAUGCAACAUCUCACCCCUCCGUUCCGAAUGCCACCCCACCCAGACCAGAUGCUAGUGCUCAGCAGCCGGCUGCCAGUGAAGGACAGAACCAACAGAGCACAGAGUUUGAGUACAAUACUCAGUACUCAUUAGCUGGAGUUGGUGUAGAGAUGGGAGACUGGCAGGAAGUAUGGGAUGAGAACUCUGGCUGCUAUUACUACUGGAACACAACAACCAAUGAGGUGUCCUGGGAGCUGCCACACUACUUAGCUGAUCAGGUGCAAAGCCUGGGACACUAUUCCAACAGCUCUAGUGUCAAUGGCAAUGGCACAGCCCAUGCAGGUUAUUACACAGAGGGAACGGCUGCCACCCCUGCUGUUGCACCGACUGUUGCCCCUACCGCUGCUGCUGCUGCCCCCGCUGCUCCUGCAGCAGCAGUCGCCGCCCCCGCAUCAGCAAAAGAGACCAAAGCGAAGGAGGUUAUCGAGAGCGUCGUCGGCCUCACCAGUGAAGAGGAGGAGCGUCGAGGAGUGGCUGCGUCUCUCCUUGGCCCUCUGAUCCCCUCUGAAGUGAAAGAAGCAGAAGAAAAAUGGAGAAAAAGACUGCUUAAAGGUGUUGAUGAGACUGAGAACAGUUUGGAUUCUGACGGAGAGGGUGUUCGGCCUGUUGGAUCCCCUUCUACACCUCUGCGGGAUUCAGACUCGGCCCCCACCGUGCAGAAAGAUCAGAGCACCAAGAAGCAAUCUGGAGACAACUCAGAAGCUGAUGAGGAGACAGAGGAGGACACAAUGGAGCUGGAGUUGGCUCUAGAGAGGAAAAAGGCUGAGCUCCGCGCACUGGAGGAGGGCGAUGUGAGCGCUGGGGGCUCCAGUCCUUGUUCUGAGACCAGCCAAGAUGCUUCACGUGGUGUCCUGCUGAAGAAGAACCGAUGGAAAACCGCCUUCCCCUGCGUUCCCAGCCCCGACUCCAACAGCAGAGGCUCCGACCUACCUGAAAACACAGAAACACCACUUCCUAAAGUCUCAGAAAGUGUUGAGGACGGAGAGAACAAGGAAACGGACAGUUCUGAGGACAAAACGGUUUCACAACCUCCUGCCAAAGAGGAGGGGGAGACGCCCGAGCUCAAAGUGGAAACACCUGAGCUCAAGUUUCAGAUUGGAGAACUGGCCAACACCCUAACCAGCAAGAUGGAGUUCCUGGGGAUAAACAAAAAGGCGAUCUCAAACUUUCAGUUGCUUCUGCUACAAACUGAGACACGGAUUGCUGACUGGAGGGAGGGUGCUCUGAAUGGAGUCUAUCUUCGCCGCAGGCUGCAGGAAGCUGCCGAACACAUAAAAUAUUACGAACUUAACGCCACCCCUAAAGGCUGGUCCUGCCACUGGGACAGAGAACACAGGCGGUAUUUCUAUGUGAAGGACCGGACCGGUGCCUCCCAGUGGGAUUUCCCAACAGAGGAUGACAAGGAGGAGGACCUGAAAGGCAGCCAAGGUACCCAGACACAGACUUCAAGCCAAGGGGAUCCCAAACCACCACCUACAUCUGCUGGUGGGUUCACAGGAUCUUCUACUUAUGUUGCGCCACCACCACCACCUCAACCCAGCGCAUCAUCCUUGUGGUCCCCAUCGCAACCUCCGCUUCCUGACAGCCCUCCUCCACCUUCCAGCUGCCCCCCACCUCCACCUCUCCCCCCAGACUCACCUCCUCCUCCUCCUCCACCUCCUGACAGCGACGGAGAGAUCAUGGAGGUGGAAAUGGAGAUGGACGAUGAUAACGACGAGGAACCUCCAGCUCCUGGAACUGAGGACGACGGCAGCGGGAGGCCUCCUUUGCCUCCUGGCAUCGCCAGCACAAAGAUUGUUGAGUUGUCGGGCCCAUUGGGGAAGGGUCAAAAACGGAAAGCUGGUCAGCUGAAUAAAGCCAUUACUAUUGGCAGCAGUCCCAUUCUCUACACCCAGGCACCGGCCAGUGCAGCCCCUCUGAUGUCAGCAGCUGCCUACUGGGGUGUGCCGGCUGUCGCUGCCCCUUUGGUCCCCUGCGAACCUCCCGCCCCACCUGUCCCGGCCCUGCCUCCUCAACCACCGCUGCCACCAUCCCAGCCACCCUUUGAACCUCCUUCAGCCAAAGCUUUGCCCAUAGACAAGACCAAGAAAGCAAAAAAAGACAAGUCAAAGAAGAGUAAGACCAAAAUGCCUUCCCUGGUGAAGAAGUGGCAGAGCAUCCAGAAGGAGCUGGAUGAGGAGGAAAAGAGCAGCUCCAGUGACGAAGACCGAGAGCAGAUCAACAAGAAGUGUAUCGAGGAGUGGAAGCAGCAGCAGCUCGUGACAGGAAAAGCUUCAAAGAAUGCCAACUUCGAGGCGCUUCCCGAAGACUGGCGGGAACGGCUGAAGAAACGGAAGAUGAUGAACAGCACGUAACAUCCAGCCUGGGUCACACGCCGCCCAGACAGUGUUUUUAAACCCACUCCAAGCAUUACCAUAAGGUUAUCCUCCCCAGCUUAACUUCUCUUUUAUGAUCAUUGGACUUACUGUGUUCACGACGGAGACAUUUAAAAGCCCUUACAUGGCAGGCCAUUCACACAGAGGGGUUUGAAUGUCCUUUUUCUGGUUUUUGUAGCCACGACUGUAAAUGUGCCAAAUGUCUUGAGUUGAUCGUUUUAUCAAUAUUUGGCCACCGUUUUUUGUAUGGACCCCAUGUAGAUGACCACCACAGUUUGUUUGGCAGGACUGUUUAUUUUAUUGAGCCUUUUUACAACUCUGUACAUAAACUGUAUAACGGGAUAAGCCAUGUUUGUGGAAGGGGAAGGAGUGUCAUUGAACUUGUAUAUUUUGUAAAAACUUAUUAAAACCUUUUUCCAAAGCU